This is a messenger RNA of Papaver somniferum (opium poppy), 834 nucleotides long. RefSeq lists its product as uncharacterized. The coding region runs from base 1 to 834 and encodes 277 amino acids. The transcript is spliced from 3 exons. Lineage: Eukaryota; Viridiplantae; Streptophyta; Magnoliopsida; Ranunculales; Papaveraceae. The record is from RefSeq and is a predicted model, not a curated record.
AUGUGGUUUCUUCACGCUGAUUUUAUGAGAAUGAUUCGAGAUAGUUGGAAUGCUCCUUUAGUUAGGUCUCCGGCUUUUAUUUUUCCUCAAAAUUUGAAGCGGCUCAAGGUUGAGAUGAAGUUAUGGAAUCAGAUGGUUUUUGGUAAUGUUCAUGUUAAGCUUAAACAAGCGCAACUUAGGCUUGAGGGAGCUAUUCGGGUGACUGAUGAAGAUCCUUUCAAUGUUGAGAAACAAAAUCAUAUGAAGGAUGCGCAAGUUGAGGUGAAUGAUAUUCGCAUGCAUUUGGUGACAAUGUUGAAGCAGAAAUCUAGGAAUAAAUGGUUGAUGGAGGGGGCUAGUAAUACCAACUUCUUCCAUAAUAGCAUUCGUAUGAGAACGAGUUCUAAUACUAUUUCAGAGUUGGUUAAUGAUACGGGUAUUACGAUUACUGAUUGUGAUCAAAUUUGUGACAUGGUUGUUAAUUAUUAUCAAGCUAAGUUUAAUGGAAAUGAUUCAAUUUUGGAGAAUCCUCUUUUUGAUAUUGAACAUGACCGUAUUUCUGUUGAGGAGAGUAAUUUUAUGGAUCAGUUGCCUUAUGUGGAGGAGAUUCAUGAGGCCGUUUUUGACUUGGGAGCGGAUAGUGCUCCAGGUCCGGAUGGUUUUGCUGCUACUCGUUUGGGGAGUGUCCUGGGUAACUUGGUUUCGGAGGAGCAAGUGGCUUUUAUGAAGGGUAGAAAUAUCCAUGAGAACAUAAGUUUAGCUUCAGAAAUGGUGAAUGAACUUCAUAUUAAACGUAAGGAGGGUAAUGUGGGGUUGAAACUUGAUAUUACUCAAGCUUUUGACACGGUCAGCUAG